This is a messenger RNA of Candida tropicalis MYA-3404, 2205 nucleotides long. RefSeq names its product Fre9p (gene FRE9). Gene Ontology annotation, molecular function: ferric-chelate reductase activity. The transcript has a single exon. The coding region runs from base 1 to 2205 and encodes 734 amino acids. Gene Ontology annotation, biological process: iron ion transport; copper ion import; intracellular iron ion homeostasis. Lineage: Eukaryota; Fungi; Ascomycota; Pichiomycetes; Serinales; Debaryomycetaceae. Gene Ontology annotation, cellular component: plasma membrane. The record is from RefSeq and is a predicted model, not a curated record.
AUGUAUUACCCAGGCGUUUGGACAUCUAUAGUAAUAACUAUACUACUACUUCCGUUCUUGAUACCCAUACGGUUAAAGAAUCCUUUCUAUAGAAAGAUCAAAAUCAUGCUAAUACUAUGUUUAUUAGUAUCAAUUUUUGUUUCAGUUUCUCCAACAAAAGCUCAAACUGGGGCUCCUUUCCAUAAGUAUGGCAAAGCCAAGAUUGCAUUUUUUGGAUGUAAUUAUCAGAUCAAAUUGACACAAGCCCAAUUCUGUCACCCCAGUGCUUCUUUGGAAUGGUGUUAUUGUAACAAUUUUUCAGCAUUUGCUACAAUUGCACAUUGCUAUGAUGUGGGUCACAAAGAAGAAGUCAGUUCUUUACUUGGGAUGUGUAAAGAGUUUAAUAAAACCUUAACGAGAAUAAAUUUUGAUCAUGCCAAUUCCUUUUAUAAUAAUAACGCCAUUGAUCCAAUCCCAAAUUUUCCUGGUGAAGAGUAUGCCAGAUACCCUGUCAAGCUUAAUGAUUCUUUGAUCUAUGUAUUCAAACAGUCAUAUGAACAAUUUUUGGGUAACUAUGAUUUAUCUAUAGAUUAUGGUGCUUAUUUGGCAUAUUAUUGGAUAGUUGUACUUCUACUUGCUAGUAUUGGUAAUUGGACUAAAUUGUUAUUCCCUGGAUUAAUGAAACUACUUACAGAUCCACUCAGUAAUUGGUUUAGAAAAAAUAUUAGCACACCGGCAGCUGGAUCCAGAAACAAAACCAAUGAAUAUUCCAUGGGAGGUUAUUUCGACAUGUUAGUGCCAACAAGAUUAGAAACAUUGGUGUUGCUCGGUGCAACUAUUUUAGCUGCUAGACUUUUCAUUGUGGAUAUCAAAUAUGUUGAUGGCGAUCCGAUUUUCCACACUGAAUUAGAUGCCUACUUAAGGAACUAUGCUGUCAGAGCAAGUUUGAUGGGGAGCUCCCUAAUGCCGCUAUUAGUUUUGUUUGGUGGUCGAAACAAUUUCUUACAAUGGGUCACAAGAUGGGAUUAUUCAACUUUCAUUAUGUUUCAUAGAUGGAUGUCUAGGUUUGUGGUUCUCCUUUUCCUUAUUCACACAUAUUGUUAUAGAGUGUUUUUUAUCAGAAUAUCCAAAGAGUUUGAAGCUUAUGUUUAUUGGGGUGCCGCUGCUAUGACAGCAGGGAUUGCCAUAUUAGUCCAAGGAAUGUUGUUCUUAAGACGAAGAAAUUAUGAAGUGUUUUUGAUUUUGCAUAUAGUUUUAGCUGCUGUUUUUAUUUUUGGAGCAUGGAUCCAUGUUAACAAUUUAUAUUGUGUCUGGUUUUACUACACUUCAGCAGCAAUUUGGGGAUUUGAUAGAAUUAUAAGAAUUAUCCGACUUUAUGCAUUUGGUUUCCCUCAAGCUGAUGUUUAUUUAUUACCAGAUGAUACUUUGAAAGUAGUCACUCCUAAACCGGAGGAGUGGGAAGCUGUUCCAGGUGGACAUGUAUUCAUUCAUUUUUUAAAAUGGAAAUAUUUUUGGCAAUCACAUCCUUUCACAUAUGUUGUAUCACCAGAUAACAAAAAUAUAAUUUUAUAUUGCAAGAUAAAGAAUGGUGUCACGAAAGCAUUAGGUCAACAUUUGGCAAAACAAAUAGGGCAACAAGCCCGAAUUAAAGUUGCAGUGGAAGGUUCAUAUGGUGAAUCGACUCCAGCAAAAUAUGCUGAUAGUGCUGUAUUUGUUGCUGGAGGUAAUGGUAUUCCUGGCAUUUAUUGUGAAGUAAUGGACAUGGCAGAAAAAUUACCACCUAAUUCUAAUAGACGUAUGAAAUUGUACUGGGUGGUAAGAGAUUACAAUUCAUUGACUUGGUUCCUAGAAGAACUUAGAGCUUUGAAGAAUACAACAAUUGAAACUACAAUUUAUGUUAGUAGACCAUUGAAUGCUUUGAAAAUAGCCGACAAGACUCGGGAAGUCCUGGAAUUACAACCAUUGUUGCCAUCUAAUUUACAAGAACAAACUCUAACUAGAGAAAGUUUGAAAUUGGAAUUAUCUCAUAUUCAGAUAUGUGAAGGAAGGCCAAAUAUUGAGAAGCUAGUAAAACAAGAAAUAGAUGAGUCCCGUAGUUCAACUGCAUUUGUGACUUGUGGUCAUCCUGCAAUGGUUGAUGACAUUAGAGCAGAAUGUGCUAGACAUAUAGACAACAUAGAUCACAAGCGGGUAGAUUAUUACGAGCAAUUACAAGUAUGGGCUUAG